UCCCCUGCCAUCCACCACGCAGCGCAUCCUCCGGCCCACCUCCGCAGGCCGGCUGCUCUCUCUGCGUCCGCCGCCGCUCUGCCGCGCCGCGCACGCCGCUUGCCGCCGCUGCACGCCCCACGCCACGCCUCACGCCCUCCUCUCGCUGCGCGAGAGCACGUCCCAUCCACCUCACGCCCGCCGCAUCCGCCGCAUCGCCGCCGCACCAGCGUCGUGCGCUGCUGCUCGGACCGCAGCACUCUCGCCUCGCGCUCGCCUGCGCUGGCCGUGACGAAGCCCUCCUGAAGGGAGCGCUGCCGACUGCGCUGGGCGCACAGCGCCGCAGGCUUCUCGCGCCGGCAUCCACGCAGACGCGCGGCCAGCGAGCCACCUGAUCCACCAUGGCCAUCUUCGGCAAGAAGAAAGACAAGAACGCGGCGGGCGCGACGCCGAGCGUCGAGGGCUCGACGACCAACUCGCCGCCGCUCGACGGCGCACGCAGCCCGACGAGCCGCGACGGGCACGGCGCGCAGCAGCCCGAGGGCAUUCUGCGCUCUGGCGGCGCACCCGAGGGCAUCCUGCGCUCUGGGCCCGGCAGCGGCGGCGGCUCGCACAACGCGUCGGGCUCCAUCUCGGGCACGCUGGCCGGCCUCAACAGCGGUGCUGGCUCGUCGUUUGCGCCCUCGGCCAACGGCUCGCAGGCUGGCUCUCUGCGCGGUCCCGGCGGCCCGCCUCAAGGCCUCGGCAUGGGCUCCAUGGGCCCGGCUGGCGGGCCAGGGGGUGCGUCGGGCUUCAAGUUUGGCGGCGGUGCCGCUGCGCCGCGACAGGACUAUGGCUCCUCGUCCUCGGGCAUCCCAGGCCCUGCGUCGGGCGUCCGUGUGCGCAAGCAGAGCCAGGACAGCAUCGGCAGCGCUGGCGGCUACGGCGUGGCGAACAUGGGCGCCAGCGGCAUGAUGUCGGUGGGCAGCAACAUGGGGCCUGGAGGCCCCAUCUCGGGCCUGCCGCCGUCGUCGGGCGCAGGCAUGGGCCCUCCCGUCGCUGGCGCACCGGGCGGCAUCCCUGGUGCGCCCGGCGCACCCGGCGUGCCAGGCGGUUCGACACGCUCGCAGAGCGUCGUGUACCCGUGGAGCCAGCGCAGCCUUGUCAUGAACCCGCCGCGCUUCCUCGACGAGACACGGCAGGCGCCGCCGGGCGCGCUGAGUCCGUCUCCGUUCCCGCGCUACGGCCACGCAGCCAACUCGCUGGCCAGUGCCGCCGGUGAGGUGUACCUCUUCGGCGGUCUAGUGCGCGAGAGCGUCAAGAACGACCUCUACACCGUCUACGUCGACAAAGUCAUCCAGCCGCCGGGCACUGCUCCGCCGGGCGCGCCGCCAGGCACUGUCGCGCUGGGCGGCGGCGUUAACGCGACGCUGGUGCAGACCACAGGCGAGAUCCCGCCGCCACGCGUGGGCCAUGCCACUGUGCUGGUGUCGAAUGUGCUCAUUCUCUGGGGCGGCGACACCAAGGUGCGCGCCGACGACAAGCAGGACGAGGGCCUGUACCUCCUCAACCUGAGCACGCGCGAGUGGACGCGCGUGCGGCACAGCUCCGAGAGCCCAGACGCCGGGCCAGUCGGCCGCUACGGGCACACCGUGUCCAUCGUCGGCUCGCGCUUCUACGUCUUUGGCGGCCAGGUCGACGGCACCUUCAUGAACGACAUCUGGUCGUUUGACCUCAACAGCCUCAAGAGCACGCCGACGUGGGAGCUGCUGCGGCCGGCGGGCACGGCCGUGCCGCCGCGCCGCACAGGACACGCGAGCGUCACGUACCGCGACCGCAUCUUCGUCUUCGGCGGCACCGACGGCCAGUACCACUACAACGACACAUGGUGCUACGACGUGACGACGAACUCGUGGGAAGAGCUCUCGUGCAUCGGCUACAUCCCCGUGCCGCGCGAGGGCCAUGCGACGUGUCUCGUCGACGACGUCAUGUACAUCUUCGGCGGCCGCGGCGUCGACGGCAAGGACCUCGGCGACCUCGCGAGCUUCAAGAUCUCGAACCAGCGCUGGUAUAUGUUCGCCAACAUGGGCCCGUCGCCCAGCGGCCGCUCGGGCCACGCGCUGACGGCGUACCAGAACAAGGUCGUCGUGCUCGGCGGCGAGUCGUUCACCGGCGGCAAGCCAGACGACCCGGCGACGGUCUACGUGCUCGAUACGGGCAAGAUCAAGUACCCGCCGGACAGCAAGAGCGGCAGCGCACGCAAGUCGACACUGCCGGGCGGCGCGGCGCCAGCGCCGGGCAUCGCACCCGCGCCAGGCGCGGCAGCGGCGCCAGGCGCCGACCCUUCGCGUAACAUGUCGCCGGUGGCCGAGGAUGCCCGGCGAGCGGCGUCACCCACGCAGGCUGGCGCGCGCGGGCCGCAGACCAACGGCCUCAUGUCGGCCGUCGCGCCCGUGAGCUCGCCUAUCGACGCGCAGGCCAAGACGCCGUACGGAGCAGCAGCGCCUGCCGACGUGCCCGCACGCGCCAUGUCGCCCACGCAGCAGACUGUGCGCGAGCAGCGAGCAGCGGCGCUGCAGGGCGGCGGUCCCACGUCGGGCAUGCAGGCGCCGUCCAUCCUGGCUGUGCAGCAGCAGCAACAGCAGCAGCAGGCACAGCAGCAGCCCGGCCCAACACUGCAGGCGCAGCAGCCAGCGCCCUACAAUGGGCCGCGCAGCCAGCGGUCCCUCGAGAACAUGCGCAGCCAGGCCGCAUCGCCGCCGGCGCGCGGCCUCAAUGGCUCGCUCGACCGCAACGCCUCGCCUGCUCCCGGCGAUGCCUUCCACUACGGGCGCGGCGCGUCGCCGCCCGUGCAAGCCAAUGGCUCGUCGCUGGCAGGCGUCAUGGGCGGUGUGCCCUCGUCCGCUGAGGUCGAGUCGCUCCGCCGGCGCGAGCAGUGGAUGCGCGCUGCGCUGGCCAUGGCCGCCAAGCGCGGCUUCAUCGCACCCGAGCAGCUCGACAUGCCCGAUGGCUCGAGCAUCAACUCCAGCGAGGCGGAGCUGAACCUCGACGACCUCGACACCGGAGCCGAGGGCAGCGAGAAGGAUCGCGUGCUGCGUGCUCUCAUCACCCUCAAGACACAGCUCGCCAGCGCAAAGGCGGAAGUUGCGCGGCAGGCCCAGGGCGAGUCUGAACGCCUUGCAGAGUCCGAUCGCGCGCGGUCGUCUGCCGUGCAAGAGGCAGCCUUCUACCGCGCCAAGUUGCACGCGCUCGAGUCAGACAACAUGCCCGAGGCAGCGCGGUUGGACUCCGAGCGCCUCACGUCGUUCGAGCAGCAGCUCUCGCGCACACUGCGCGACAACGGCGACUUCGAGCGGCAGCUGACGCGGCUGCAAGAGGAGCUGGCGCUCGAGCGGCAGCUGCGCGAGUCUGCCGAGGAGCGCCUCUCCGAGACGAGCAAGCGGGCCAUGGCUGCCGAGGGCGCGCAGAUGCGCUCGCACGACGAGCUCGCCGCUCUGCAGAAGCGCGCAUACACCAACGAGAGCCUGCUGCGCGAGCACAAGGAGAAGGUCUCGACGCUGCAGUCGCUGGCGACGCGCCAUCAGUCCGACCACGAUGCCGCGCGCGGCCAACUGGACGAGGCGAACCUCAGCCUCGAGCGGCACGUCUCGGCACUCGUCGAGGUGCAGGCAGCCCUCGCUGCCGCCAACGCGCGCGCGUCCGAGCACGAGCGUCUGCACCACUCGCACAGAGAGCUUGUGCAGCAGCACGAGGGCUCGAUCAAUCGUCUGCGCGCCGAUCUGCAGGCCAAGACUACCGAGGCCGAGAGCCAUGCGUCUCGCGCCGCGGAGCUCGAGUCGCUCGUGCAGCACCACCGCAGCGAGGCCGAGUCGCAGCGCCAGGCAGCCAGUGGCAGCCUUGCGUCCGUGCUUGCCCUGCACCAGCAGCGCGCCGCCACGCGCGAGGCCUCUGGCGGCGCCAAUGCGGAGAUCCCUGCCCACGUCGAUCAGAAGCUGCGCGCCCUGUCCGACGAGGCAGAGCAGCUGCGCCAGCUGCAGAGCCAGUCCCGCAGCGCGGCCGACACGUCUGCCGCCGCGCUGCAGGAGAUGCGCGAGCGCAACAUCGGCCUCGAGAAGCAGCACUCCGGUCUGCGCUCGGAGCUCAGUGCCAUGAGGAGCCAGCUGGCCAUCGCGCUGCAGGAGGUCGCGCGCUUCAAGCACCAGGCCGCAGAGCGCGACGUCGAGAUCCGCGACCGCUCUCGCGCCGCCGAGGCUGCGACCGUCAAGAUGGGCCUGCUCCGCCAGUACAUGGGCGACCGAGGCGUGCCGAUCCCGGGCGACGACGACCUGAGCGCCAAGGGCGGCUACGCCGACCGCCGCAUCCGCGAGCUCGAAAAGGAGAUCGACGACAGCGCGCGCGAGCUGCAAGAGGCGCAGGACCGCCUGCGGCAGUCUUCGCAGCGCGCCUCGGAGCUCGAGCGCGAGCUCGCGUCUGCCGGUAGCUCGCGCGGCGGUGGCGCCGGCGACGAGGAGCUCGAGCGCCGAGCCGUCAACGCCGAGCGAGAGCUCGCCUCGGCGACGGCAUCGCACCGCGAGCGCAUGGCCACGCUCGAGACGGACUACAACACUGCCGUGUCGUUCGUCAAGGGCACCGAGAAGAUGCUGCGCCGCAUGAAGGACGAGCUGACCAAGUACAAGACGGAGAACGCGACGCUGCAGAACGAGCUGGCCGGCGCACGCUCGGGCGCCGUGCCCGCCGGCGAGGCUGCAGGCGAGGCAGCCAAGGACAUCGAGGCGCUGCGCACGCGCCUGGCCGAUGUGACACGGCAGAGCGAGGAGAUUGCGCUCGAGAACCGCGAGCUUGAGCGGAGACUUGCGUCGCUCAUCAGCGAGCAGAAGGAUACGCACGACCGCUCGCGCGACCUGCAGGACACGAACGCCGACGCCGCCCGCCGGCAACACGAGCUCGAGGACGAGAUCGCACGGCUCGAGUCGAACCUGAACAGCGUGCGCCGCGAGAUGCAGGAGACGAUGACGCUCAACCAGCAUCUGAGCAACGAGCUCGGGCAAGCGUCCAAGGCCGGCGGCGCGCUGUCGGGCUCGAGCACGGCGGCCAUCUCGCGCGACCUCUCGGCGGCGCAGGCGGCCAACGAGCAGCUGCGGGCCGAGAACGGCAGCCUGGCGCAGCGGCUGCAGGACACAGAAGACAAGCUCGGCCUGCUGCUCGGCAACAUGGAGGGCUCGCACGGCUCGGACCACCAGGCGCGCGACUCGCAGGCCUUCUCCAUCACGUCUGAGCUCGACCGGUGGGAGGGCCAGCAGCCGCCGGCAUAGCCGAUGCCACUCGUUCUCGCCUCCGGACCACAGUGGACGGCCCUCUCUCCCUCUUCGGAUUCUUCCGCCCUCUUCACGCACCCCGCCGCGCCGGUCUCCUCACCGGCGCAGCUGUAACGUUGCCCUUGCUCCACCUCUACGCUCCCGUACGACCCCGCCUGGCACGACGCGCGCCCCGUGCUCCCGCCCCUCUUCCCUCUACUCCCCCUACCCACAAAACGCCCGCUUCCCUCCCUCCCUGUAAACGCCCCCGUGCCGUGUGACCAGCUGCGUGCUGAAUGACAUUCUGCGCCGAC
This is a messenger RNA of Tilletiopsis washingtonensis, 5566 nucleotides long. RefSeq lists its product as hypothetical. Gene Ontology annotation, molecular function: protein binding. The transcript is spliced from 6 exons. The coding region runs from base 381 to 5270 and encodes 1629 amino acids. Lineage: Eukaryota; Fungi; Basidiomycota; Exobasidiomycetes; Entylomatales. The record is from RefSeq and is a predicted model, not a curated record.